Misgurnus anguillicaudatus (oriental weatherfish) is the source of this 5769-nucleotide messenger RNA. It is a transcript of the gene inpp5f, whose product is annotated as inositol polyphosphate-5-phosphatase F. Gene Ontology annotation, cellular component: clathrin-coated endocytic vesicle; early endosome. The record is from RefSeq and is a predicted model, not a curated record. Gene Ontology annotation, biological process: phosphatidylinositol dephosphorylation; regulation of endocytic recycling. Gene Ontology annotation, molecular function: phosphatidylinositol-4-phosphate phosphatase activity. Lineage: Eukaryota; Metazoa; Chordata; Actinopteri; Cypriniformes; Cobitidae.
GCUGCUCCCCUUAGUGGAAAAUAUCAGAAAGACCCGGCACAUUUCUUAAACACAUCAACAUUACCAGCCUUGUUCAAUUUUUGGCUAUUAAAUACGCCAAGGACUCGUUUUCGAUGGUCGGUCAGUAACUGACAAAAUGUGGACUUUUGUCAUGUUAUUAUAACGUUUACACAGGUACAGCGCUAGCUGGUUAGCUGGUUGUAAGCAGCAGUCUGGCGGCGUUAUUGGGACUGCGAGCUGCUUCAUCGUUUCCUCGUUGACGUUAUCGGGAACAAAUCCAGGCGUUUGGUGUGUGGAUGCGCCUGUUUUGGGAUUUUAGUGAACAUGGAGCUUUUUCAAGCUAAAGAUCAUUAUAUUCUCCAGAGCGGAGAUUACGCGCUGUGGUGCAGCAGGAAAGAUGGAUCUCUGAGCGUGAAACCGGCAACCGAUCUGCUGCUCGCCUGGAACCCUGUCUGUUUGGGCCUUGUGGAGGGAGUUAUUGGAAAAAUACAGCUUCAUGCCGAUCUUCCUCUGGGGCUGAUUCUGAUUCGCCAGAAAGCGCUGGUGGGCCUGUUGCCAGGAGACCACAAAGUGUACAAGAUCACCAAGAUAGUAGUCGUUCCACUCUCAGAGGACGAACCUCAGGAUCUGGAAUUAGAGCUUUGUAAAAAGCACCAUUUUGGAAUCAACAAGCCAGAGAAAAUCACCCAAUCACCGGAUGAGUCAAAGUUCCUGCUGAAGACACUGAAUCAGAUCAAAUCUAAUGUUGCUGUUCCCAUGAAGAAAAAGGUCAAAGAGAACAAAGAGAAAGAACGUCUGGAGAAGCGGCUGCUUGAUGAGCUCUACAAGAUAUUCAUGGACUCCGAUUCGUUCUACUAUAGUCUGACCUAUGACCUUACCAAUACAGUUCAGCGACAGGGAGCGUUAGGCAAGUCAGAUCAACCCCUUUGGAAAAAGGUAGAUGAUAAAUUCUUCUGGAACAAACACAUGGUCAAAGACCUCAUCGACUUGCCGGUUCCUGGGGUGGACCAAUGGGUGAUUCCCAUCAUCCAAGGCUUUGUGCAGGUAGAGGAGCUUGUUGUGAACUACAACGAGACCCCUGAUGAAGAGAAGAGCAGCCCAGAUACGCCUCCGGACGAACCCACUUGUGUGGAUGACAUUCAUCCGCGCUUUACCGUGGCCCUCAUCUCCAGACGAAGCCGCCACCGUGCAGGAAUGCGGUACAAGAGGAGGGGAGUGGACACAGAUGGACAUGUGGCCAAUUAUGUGGAGACAGAGCAGCUAAUCCAUGUGCAUAGUCACACACUGUCCUUUGUACAGAUACGAGGCUCAGUUCCUGUAUUCUGGAGCCAAGCUGGAUAUCGCUACAACCCUAGACCGAGGAUAGAGAAAGGCGAGAAGGAAACCAUGCCUUAUUUUGCUGCUCAUUUUGAACAGCAAGUUGAAAUUUACAAAAAAAUGGUUAUCAUUAACUUAGUCGACCAAAAUGGCAGAGAGAAGAUGAUUGGAGAUGCGUUUCUCAAACAAGUGCUUCUGUACAACAAUCCCAACUUAACAUACGUUUCAUUUGAUUUCCACGAGCACUGUCGAGGGAUGAAAUUUGAGAAUGUGCAGACUCUCACAGAUGCCAUCUGUGACAUCAUCACGGACAUGAGAUGGGCAUGGGUGGACCAAGCGGGAGUCAUCUGCCAGCAGGAGGGCAUCUUCCGUGUUAACUGCAUGGAUUGUCUGGACAGAACUAAUGUGGUACAGGCUGCAAUCGCCCGUGUAGUCAUGGAACAGCAGCUGAAAAAACUUGGUGUAAUGCCACCCGAGCAGCCACUACCCCUCAAGUGUUACAGGAUCUAUCAGAUGAUGUGGGCCAACAAUGGAGACACAAUCAGCCGUCAAUACGCUGGCACAGCAGCCCUGAAGGGAGAUUUCACACGGACAGGAGAGCGAAAGUUAGCAGGCGUGAUGAAGGAUGGUGUGAACUCCGCUAAUCGUUAUUAUCUGAACCGAUUCAGAGACGCCUACCGGCAGGCCGUCAUUGACCUCAUGAUGGGCCAUCCAGUAACAGAAGACCUAUAUUCCAUCUUCAGUAAAGAAAAGGAGCAUGAGGAGAAAGAGAAGGAGAGUCAAAGAGGAGCUCAGGAGCAGGUCAGCCUUUUGCUGCAGACGUACAUGCAGCUGCUGUUGCCUGAAGAUGAGAAGUUUCAUGGUGGUUGGGCCCUGAUCGACUGUGAUCCAAGUCUCAUAGAUGCCACGCAUAAAGACGUUGACGUUCUUCUGUUGCUGUCCAACUGUGCAUAUUAUGUAGCCUACUAUGAUGAGGAAGCAGACAAAGUCAACCAAUACCAGAGACUCGGUUUGGAAGGUCUUGAAAAGAUUGAAAUAGGUCCAGAACCUACUCUGUUUGGAAAACCUAAAUACUGCUGCAUGCGGCUACACUAUAAGCAUGGGGAGAUAAGCGGUUACUUCCACACAUUGAGAGCUGUCACACGCAAUCCAGAGGAUGAUGGGAAAGACACACUCCAGUGCAUCGCUGAAAUGCUUCGUAUUACAAAGCAAGCUAUGGAGCUCGAUGUCCCGGUGGUUGAAAAGAAACUAGAAAGGAAACACAGUAAACCACAUGAAGAUAUAAUGGGAAUACAAGGCAAAGCCGUGGAUCAAGUCCUCGGGUCUGGUUUGGCCCAAGGCAAAAGUUUCCUCAUGAACAAGUUCUCAACACUAAACCAGAAAGUAAAGCAGACAAAGACUAAUGUCAACAUUGGAAACUUCAAGCGACUAGGGACCUUUUCAAAGCCAGAGGUCAAAGUGAACUUCCUGAAGCCCAACAUGCACGUGAACCUCUGGAAAUCAGACAGCAGUUUGGACACUUCUGAUGGUAAUGCUGGUUCAGCAACCUUGAAAGACCGUAAUGAUGAACAUUCAGAAGAGAUUUCUUCCGAUUCUGAUUCAUAUCACUCAGACGAGCAGCCAUGCACCACCGGCUCUCGGGAGAACGUAGACUACGUGCUCCCGAGCUGUGGUAUCGUAGCAUCGGUGCCACGACUUGCCAGUCGUUCCCAGUCUAUCAGCAGUGUUGAGAUUCCGGUACCCUCCAUCAUUCGAGUCACAGGCUGCGAUAACAAAACCACAGAUAGUUUAAUGGUCUGCCAGGAUGACCAGUCUCCAGGGGCGGCCUCAGAAGCAGAAGAGGCCAUUCUGAUCGAUUUUGGGACACCCAUUGAUGCGUACUGCCACCAGUUUGUCCAGGAUGCCACGACCAAACCAAUAGAGGUGUUUGAGGAAGUGCCCCCAGCACCCAAACCACAAGCACCUCAAGGAACCAAAGCCCCCUCAGAUGCAAAGCUUGGUUCUUCACUUUCACAACAACAACUCAAUCGCCCUUCACAGCUUGAAGUGGAUCCUACAGUUUCUGGAGGAAAUCUUCUGACAGUCCAACCCUCUGCCACCUCAUGCGGGUCACAAAAGAGCAUUGAAGGCAUUAUUGGAGCCUCCCCGGCGGAUGCCAACGGAAGUCGUGUCGUGUCGCCCUUUGCUAAGAUCAGGAGCUCUAUGGUUCAGGUUGCUAGUUUCACCCAAGCCGGACUUACACAAGGCAUCAAUUUUGCUGUAGCGAAAGUACAAAAAAGCCCAGAGCCGGAGGCUGUCAAUGAAACUCAAGAAAAUGAAUUGAAAGCAAUGUUUACACAGUGCCAGACCAGAAUCAUUCAGAUAUGAUGUGGAUAUGCACUUUCCACCCAGAUGUAUUUUAUUAGUGUUAAAAUUAGACUUCUUGGCUUGAUUUCACAGACAAGGCUUAGCUAAAGCCAGGACUAGGCCUUAUAAACAUGCAUUAGAAAAAGUGUGUACUUGAGGCAUAUUUUAAGAUCUGUCAGUGCGAGUUAUUUUUUAAACACGCGUCUUAGUCCAGGACUAGCCUUGAGGCUUGUCUGUGAAACCAUGGGCUAGUAAAAUAACUCACCAGUUUAACUAAUACCACAUUCCUGAUCUCCCCCACAGUUUAACCAAACCAAAGUUUACAGCCAGUGUUUAGAAUGUAGUACAAGCUUAACCUAACUGACUCAGAACCCUAAGCAUCUAUAUAGCGCUGGUUUGCAUGAUAAGAAAUAGAUCACUUCAAGAUAGAUGAAGACAGGCAAGUUUUAUUGCAUGUCAAGACCGAAGACCUACAUUUGUCAUGUGACCCACUUUGAAUUCUUUGGCUGCUGAAGCUUAGACUUUUUUAAAUAAUAAACAGUGGGCAGCUUAAUAUUACGCAUUAGAAAAGUGAACAGAAAGUUACAGUCCUUAUAUUUGAUGUGGUGUUUGUUCGAUCCAAAAUAGUUGUAGGAUCUAUGGUCAAAUUAUAUUCAAAAUGUAAGUAUUAUAUAUGUAAGUACUGUAGCAGAUAUGUGAGAACUGUCAAAUUAAGAUGUUUAUAGACAGAGAAUUAUAUUUACAUGCUCUUAAGUUUAUAAUCAUGGGUUAUGGGAAGAGGCAACGCUCGGGUUCUUGGGCUCAUAAUGCACUCAUGCAACAUAAAAAGUGAACUUAAGCUUUUUUAGCAUUGGUCUAAAACGUAUUUAUUUGUUUGAGAUUAUACAAAAGCUCAUGUCUUAAUCUUAUUCUUCAAUUGUACGCGGUAGAAUAACAUCACAGUUGCUGUAUUAAAAUGCUGAGUAAAAACUGUAUGCAGGCAGAAUUUUACUGCUUAAACCUGAAUAAUACGGUGCGGUGUUCGAACAUACUGUAGAUUACAAACCAUCUAGCCAGUUUUAGGGUUUUUAUAUGCAUGACCGUUUUGACAAAGUUCUUAUGUUUCCUUGUCUAGCAAACCUCAUAUGCAAGCCUUACCAGAAUAUUAAAGUCUAUUUUUGUUAUUUAUAUUUUAAUUCAGGUUAUUUUAAAGUUUUGUCUGCGGUGUAAAUAAUAUGCAUCUUUACCAUGUCUUUACAGAGAAAUUAUACAGAUUAGAUCAUGAUUUGAUUCUGCCUUAACAUUAUUAUAUGGGGGGUUAAUUGAUGCUUGUGCAUUAAAGUCACAAAUUCCAAAACUUUCUGGACACAUAUGAUGGGCUGAGCAAUGACACCAUGAUAUCUUGUUUAAACCAGAAAUAUCAAUGAGAAGAUCAAAUUGGCUUCUAUGGUUUCUUCUGUAGGGCACAGUAAUGCUUUUUAAACAUCUCUUAAAUUUACUUUUACCUCACAUGCAGCAUAGUUUGGCUUUGUACUCGAACAAGGCAUUAGGUUCCACUAUGCUCUUGAAACGCAUACACGUUCAGACAUUCCUGAAGCUGGUACGUCAUUUUAAUAAACUGAGAUUGGACUAAGCUUUAAUAUAUGGUGGCUGCAGUAGUGAUAAAUAAAUGUGUAGUAGGUUUUGAUGGGAACUGACGUUUAUUAUUAUUUUAUACUUAAGACGGCAUGCACUGAACUGCACACUGUUCUUUGCUUUGAACUUGAACAUUGCUCUGAAUAUUCUCGGUUUUGCAGUACUUCAUGACAUUCCUGUUGUUUUGGGUGUGGGUAUUGUUUUUGGUUAUAUAUUGUUAAUUUCUAUGCAUAAAGAGUUGCACUGUUUUGUGGUUGUUCCUCGAGCAUUUUAAUGUCAUUUGUCACAAAGUGCUUUUGUAUCCACCUUGUAUUUUCAAUGUUUGUAACUUAACUGACAUGUCAUUAUUUCGUCUGAUUUUUGUUUUUAAACGUGUCCAUGAUGUUCACAUUACAUACAUUUCCAUCAUCUUCCAUGUUGUGCAUUGUUUCCAGCCAUUGAACUUGUUUAUUGCAAAGUAGAGUAUUUAUUAAAAAACAAUUGACAAACCCA